AUGCAAGAGGUUCAUGGAUUCGCUGACGCAUCUGAGCGAGCAUACGGUUGCGGCGUAUAUAUUAGAUGUGUCCAUAAUUUCGAUAACGUAAACGUGCAGUUAUGGACUGCCAAAUCGCGUAUUGCUCCGUUAAAGACUAAAUCACUGCCGCGGUUAGAGCUUAUGGCGGCUCACUUGUUGUCGUUGUUGAUGGUGAAGACAGUGGAGAAUUUGCCGAUGAUGUCGGAAGCGAUUUAUUUGUGGAGUGAUUCGGAGAUAGUCUUAGAGUGGUUAAGUGCUCAUCCAUCGACGUGGACCACUUUCGUAGCCAACAGAGUGUCGUCUAUUCAAGAAGUAACUAAGCAAGCUAUUUGGCGUCAUGUUCCUUCGGGGCAGAAUCCAGCGGAUAUUGUGUCGAGAGGUGCGUAUGCUGAUGAAUUAUCGAACUCAAUUUGGUUCACAGGCUCACCGUUCCUUAUGAAGCCAUGCGCGGAAUGGCCUGCGAACAAAAGACAUGGCAAAGAUGUACAGGUUAACGAAGAGAGGCGAAAAAGUGCUACCUUGCUGGUAGCCGAAAUAAAUUCAAACCACUUCUUGCAUUGGUUAGAAGGACGAAACGACUUCAGGCAAACGCAAAGAAUCGUCGCUUAUUGUCUUUGUGUGGGACGUCGCAUAAAAGGGGAGCAGGGUAAUCUUCCUCUACUGACGGCUGAAGUAUUAGAUGAAGCAAUGAUUCGCAUCGCAUACUGUUUACAACAGCAUUUCUUCGCCGCAGAAUACCGCGAACUGAAAAAGAACAGGGAGAUACCUGCUUCAAGUAAAGUGAGAAGCCUCUGCGUAUUCAUUGAAGCCUCUUGUGGGGUGGAAGUUCUGCGAGUUGGGGGUCGAUUACGAAACUCCGAUUUACCAUAUGAUGUUAAAUAUCCAAUAUUGCUACCUGGCGUUAGCAGCUUCGUACGCAGCUUUGUACGUUUUGUGCACAUCGAAAAUAAGCAUGUUGGAACUGAAGCACUGAUCGCUUCUGAAUAG
Messenger RNA from Rhagoletis pomonella (apple maggot), 1008 nucleotides. RefSeq lists its product as uncharacterized. Lineage: Eukaryota; Metazoa; Arthropoda; Insecta; Diptera; Tephritidae. Bases 1 to 1008 code for a protein of 335 amino acids. The record is from RefSeq and is a predicted model, not a curated record. The transcript has a single exon.